ACGUAAAGAAACAAAACCCAAACUCAAAACGCGUGAAAUAUUCCGUUGAAUGGGUCUUCUAUCUGUUCCUUUUCCCCUUUUCCUUUAGCUAUUGGUUUACACGAUCCCUUUCUUUUCCUUUCCGUUUCAUGAUCUCUGGAACCCCAUCACCAACAGAUUCUAAUCAAACCAAAACCUAAAGGAAACCAGAGAGAAAUGGAAAACAAGAACAAUAAUAACUGCAGCUUGAUUUCAUGCGAUAAGCUGGAUCGGGUAGCCAGCUGGGUGGGGAGCAACGUAGCCUCCGCUUUUUUCGCUUCGUUGGAACGCUGCUCCUGCAUCAACCUCAACACUGCCGACCCUGAAGAUGACGACGAAGAGGCUAAGGACCGACCUCUCAUGCUCUCCAAGCCCACCGUCCGCGACAACUCCGACUCCUAUCACGCCACCACUGCCACCGCGGCCGUCACCGCUGCCCACUAGUUCGCCGUAUAAUAAUGAUAAUUAUGAUUAUCGUCAUAUUAGGGUUCGUUCCUUUUGUGCUUAGUUUUAACAAAACAUCGUUUCCUGUACACAGAUUUGGUGAUAUCGAAAGAAUGUGUCAUGGGUUGUAUUUUUUUGUUUUUAAUUAAUCAACCAAUCAAACAACGCAUGUACGCUUUUACAGAAAUUUGUGGGUUCUUAAUGUAAACAUUUCUCCUA
Molecule: messenger RNA, 681 nt
Organism: Ricinus communis (castor bean)
Lineage: Eukaryota; Viridiplantae; Streptophyta; Magnoliopsida; Malpighiales; Euphorbiaceae
Exons: 1
Coding region: 196-462 (88 amino acids)
Source: RefSeq, a predicted model, not a curated record